This is a messenger RNA of Leishmania braziliensis MHOM/BR/75/M2904, 378 nucleotides long. RefSeq lists its product as hypothetical. The transcript has a single exon. The coding region runs from base 1 to 378 and encodes 125 amino acids. Lineage: Eukaryota; Euglenozoa; Kinetoplastea; Trypanosomatida; Trypanosomatidae. The record is from RefSeq and is a predicted model, not a curated record.
AUGUCUUGCACAGCCAAGUGCGGGGGCUACGGCUCUCUGCGCGCCGAGUGCGCACGGGAGCCGUGCAUGGCGAAUGGCAUGUGCACUCUGCUGGACCCUAGCGCCUCGGACUGCGUCUCGUGGUGCUGCACGAGCCGCAGCGGGCACGUCUUCUUCCUUGUGUUUUUCUUCUGUGCCGGGACAUUCGCGCUGUGCGCCUCCUACUACCUCUACCGUCUUCACCAGAUCAACCUCGAGGGCGGCGCGGUGCAGGAGAACGGCGAAGCGGUGGUGAUGACCGAACCACCGACAGAGGAGGAGAUGACUGUGGCGCGCCGCAAGAAGCGUACUGUCGUUGUGGACCCGGAACUACUCAAGGAGCUUGAAUCCCAGCAUUGA